AUGGAUGGCUGUUCUAGAAAAUGGACACAAAAAGAAGAAGUUGAGUUAGCAAGGUCAUGGGUCGACAUAUCUGAAGAUGGUGGCACAGGAAAGGGUCAAAAUCGUGAUCGGUUUUUGUUACGUAUCACGGAACGCUUUUGUAGGUUGUCAAAAGAAGCAUUAGGUGGAGGGAACUUGCAACACAUGAAGAAAUUGCAAAUUCGCCAAAAAGAAGCCGAACGUCUUCAUAUUCGAGCUCGCAACAAGUCUCAUUGGAUGGUCAUUUGGAACCGAGCGGUCAGCCAAAUUGGAAGAAAUGAUGACACAAAUGACCCAAUUGAAUUCAACAUUGGAGAGGUAUAUGUCUGA
This is a messenger RNA of Lactuca saligna, 348 nucleotides long. The record is from the annotation of a GenBank genome assembly. Lineage: Eukaryota; Viridiplantae; Streptophyta; Magnoliopsida; Asterales; Asteraceae.